Psilocybe cubensis is the source of this 1353-nucleotide messenger RNA. RefSeq lists its product as uncharacterized. The record is from RefSeq and is a predicted model, not a curated record. NCBI's taxonomy places the organism in Eukaryota, Fungi, Basidiomycota, Agaricomycetes, Agaricales, Agrocybaceae. The coding region runs from base 1 to 1353 and encodes 450 amino acids. The transcript is spliced from 7 exons.
AUGCCUGUUGCAAUUGAUUCAUCCGCCCUAGUAUGGCAAUGCAACUAUGACCUCAUUUCCAAAGGCUUUGAAUUGCCAGCAGCAGCAACAUCAACAAAUCCGAUCAGGAAUCUCUAUGGACCUACGCUUGUGUUGGCUCUCAUCUUUGUCUUGACAGUCCUCGCUCUUCUUCCUGGGGCAAUGGAAGAACUUCAAAGCAUCAAUAAGUCAUCAAUUCUGUUGGAGGUUGAUGUUGAGAAAGGGCCGCCUCAGUCAGAUGCAAGCAGGCUUCCGCUUCCCGCUCAGUCCAAAGGAGGUUCAGGGAUCACGGUUUGCUACGUCGAUGUUUUUAAUAUGAAGAAAGCUGAUUUGGUAGACCUGUGUCGCCAAUACAAGCUUCCUGUUUCCGGUACAAUCAAGGUUCUUAUCGAGAGAUUACAGGAGUUUAGUGGUCAGCGAGAACAAUGGGACCGCCCUCUCAUCAAUGGUGUCAAACUCGUCGAGCUGCCGAUCUUGAUUGGAGAAGAAACUAGGAAUAGGUUGGCAGAGCGUGAUGCGGCACAAUUUAAUCAGAAACGACUGUUCUCAAGCUCAAAUGACGAUGACGUUAAGGCUGGGAUUGAGAUAGCGAAUGGCCAUCUCUUAAAAAUUGUCAACUGGGUUGAAGCUGGGACUACUUCUCCUCAUCCAACUCCAUCGCCCUCUCAUCAGCUUCAACCAAGCACAUCCCACUUUUCGGUGGCAGCUACUAAGGAUUUGCAAAAUUCUCAAGGUCAUUCAAUUUCUGCUUCUACCACAACCACUCCUACUCGCACAGUAACUAUGGCUAGUGGAUCUAUUACUUUUUCAUCAUCCGAUGUUCCACCACCACCCGCUGUUUCAUUUGCUUCUGAUAUUCCUGGAUUGAAUCGCAUGUGGGACGAUACAAGCAUUUAUUGGGAUGGAUAUUCUGUGCUUACAAUUAAGGGAACGGCCAUUCCUAUUGUAUACUGGAAGGAGAUAUACACCUCUAAGGGUAGUGUUGAAUGGAAGCCGAAGCAGUGGGAGUCACUCAAAGGGAAAUUUUUUGAUUGGAAGAUUCUUGUCCAUCAAUGGCGACAAGGAUCUCCCGAAGAUUUCUGGGCUAAAUUCACCAAAGACGGCAAGAUACUGGGCUAUCGUCAAAUUCUUGAUCAACUCGCUGAACAAAGAACUGCUCAUGAUGCACUUUUUGCACAACAGAUUAUGCACGAGUAUGGUAAUCAAUUUUCAUCUAUUUUUUCUUAUGUUAAGAAUGGGACAAGACAUGUCAAGACAAAACCUUGUCAUAUUAUUAAGCAGUACCGUAGGAUGAAGGGUCUCAUUAACGAAGACGACAAUGAUGAGGAUAAUUAG